AUGGGAAAGUCUCUGGAACAAGUUACUAUUUUAACCAAUCCAGACUUCAAAUAUUGGUCUCAGAUAAUCCCCGCGAUGGUGGAAACCGAAGAUUGGGCAUUUGUUGAUGAAGACUAUAUUACAUGGAAGAAUUCCUUUGAAAAAUUCUGGUUAUUCACUGCCAUUGACAAAGAUACAGACGAAACCGUUGGAAGUAUAACUCUAGCAUUUGAUCGCUCCAUAUCUGGUGAUGACGAAUGUUAUUACGUGGGCAUGUUUUAUGUGCGUGAAGAGUGGCGAGGCUCUGGAGUUGGUGUCGCAUUGUUUGACAAAGUCAUGGAAAUUGGCCGUAAUUCAAAUAUGACUUUGCAUGGAGUUCUGAAAAUGUCGCCGAAGUAUGCAGCGAAGUAUGGAUUCGACAAAAUGCCAAAUUAUAAGCAUGUGUUUGCAUCAGUACCCACCGAACAUCUUGUAAUACCGGAAGCGGAUCCGCAAUACAUUUUGAAGGUGGGUUUCCUUCGGAAUAAGUGUAAA
Cylicostephanus goldi is the source of this 513-nucleotide messenger RNA. NCBI's taxonomy places the organism in Eukaryota, Metazoa, Nematoda, Chromadorea, Rhabditida, Strongylidae. The record is from the annotation of a GenBank genome assembly.